This is a messenger RNA of Pleuronectes platessa (European plaice), 2093 nucleotides long. It is a transcript of the gene nup54, whose product is annotated as nucleoporin 54. Gene Ontology annotation, molecular function: structural constituent of nuclear pore. Lineage: Eukaryota; Metazoa; Chordata; Actinopteri; Pleuronectiformes; Pleuronectidae. Bases 68 to 1804 code for a protein of 578 amino acids. The transcript has 15 exons. Gene Ontology annotation, cellular component: nuclear pore; nuclear pore central transport channel. The record is from RefSeq and is a predicted model, not a curated record. Gene Ontology annotation, biological process: NLS-bearing protein import into nucleus; protein localization to nuclear inner membrane; nuclear pore organization.
AACGGUAACUGCACCAACUCAAGAGGAAAGAGAAGAAGAAGAAGAACUACUUCCGGUGACAGUCAACAUGGCGUUUAAUUUUGGCGGUGCCGCGGGCAGCACAGCGGCAAGCGCCCCCGGGUUUUCAUUCGGUUCAUUUGGUGCAAAGACCACAGCAUCCACAGCGUUUGGCUUUGGCCCCUCAGCCACCACCACCACAGCCUCAUCCGGAUUUGGCACUCUUACAGCCCCUGGAUUUGGGGCAGCCACAACCACUGCUGCUGCACCAGCCACCGGAUUUGGUUUUGGCUCCACCAACACUGGAUUUGGGGGGCUGGGAGCUGGAAACACCACGGCUGGCACAUUCGGUGGCUUUGGAGCGACUGCAACCACUGCUGCUGCACCAGGGUCUACUUUUAGCUUUGCUGCACCCACCAACACGACAGGAGGCCUGUUUGGUAACACACAGAACAAAGGCUUUGGAUUCUCCUCUGGGCUUGGCACUGCAACCGCACCCGGGACAACAGGAUUUGGGACGAGUUUAGGAACAUCUGGUCUUGGAGGGUUUGGAGGCUUUAAUAUCCAGCCAACCCAGCAGCAGCAAGGCGGCUUGUUUGGCCAGCAGCAGAGUCAGCCUCAGCCCACUCAGCUUUACCAGCAGGUCACCGCGCUGUCAGCGCCCACCUUGUUGGGAGAUGAGCGUGACUCCAUCUUGGCCAAAUGGAACCAGCUGCAGGCUUACUGGGGAACCGGGAAGGGCUACUACAGCAACAACAACCCACCUGUGGACUUCACCCAGGAGAACCCAUUCUGCAGGUUCAAGGCAGUGGGCUAUAGCUGUGUCCCAGUCAGCAAGGAUGAGGAUGGUUUAGUGGUUUUGAUUCUCGCUAGGAAGGAAGCUGAUGUACGAGUGCAGCAGCAGCACCUGGUGGAGUCUAUCCAUAAGGUGCUGGGAAACAAUCAAACACUCACUGUCAAUGUGGAUGGUGUCAAAGCCCUGCCGAAUGACCAGACCGAGGUGAUCAUUUACGUGGUGGAGCGUUCCCUUAAUGGCACCUCCAAGCGGAUCCCCGCCAGCGCACUCUUCGUUUUUUUGGAGCAGAACAACGUCAAGGUCCAGCUCUCACAGAUUGGAGUGGCCAUGUCCAUCACACGCACAGAGUUGUCUCCAGCACAGCUCAAACAGCUGCUGCAAAAUGCUCCUGCAGGAGUGGACCCUAUCAUUUGGGAGCAGGCCAAGGUAGACAACCCCGAACCAGAUAAGUUGAUCCCAGUUCCUAUGGUGGGUUUUAAGGAGCUCCUUCGCAGACUGCAGACCCAGGACCAGAUGACCAAACAGCAUCAGACAAGAGUGGAUAUAAUCUCCAAUGACAUCAGUGAUCUCCAGAAGAACCAGGCCACCACAGUAGCAAAGAUCGCCCAGUACAAGAGGAAACUGAUGGACCUCUCUCACAGAGUGCUGCAGGUGCUGAUUAAACAGGAGAUUCAGAGAAAAAGUGGUUACGCUAUCCAAGUGGAUGAGGAGCAUCUCAGGGUGCAGCUGGACACGAUUCAGUCUGAACUCAAUGCCCCCACACAGUUCAAGGGUCGUUUGAAUGAAUUAAUGUCGCAAAUCCGGAUGCAGAACCACUUUGGAGCAGUGAGAUCGGAGGAGCGCUACAGUGUUGAUGCAGACCUUCUCAGAGAAAUCAAACAACACUUGAAGCAGCAGCAGGACGGUUUAAGUCAUUUGAUCAGCGUCAUCAAAGACGACUUGGAGGACAUCAAACUUAUCGAGCACGGGCUGAGCGACAGUGGACACUUGAGAGGAGGCGUCCUGAGCUGAUUCUACACAAAGGGCAUCUGAAAAUUUUUCAUAGAAAGAUCUGUUUGAUGUUAUUACUCAGGACAGGUCCUACUGUCUGUACCAGCUUAAGGUAAAGACUCAACAUCUAAUAAUAGCUGGCUUCCCUUAUGGCUGAUCAGAUUAAGGAUAUGCGACUAUACGUGUGGCGUCAUCUAAACAAGUCGUGGGAUUGAGUGUGUCAUGAUUGACAACAUUGUAAAUACAUCUUUGUAUUUCCUUUUUUAUGCUGUUUAGAAUAUUAUUAAAAUUUCAUUUACAUUGAAAAAUA